Molecule: messenger RNA, 1821 nt
Organism: Cryptotermes secundus
Lineage: Eukaryota; Metazoa; Arthropoda; Insecta; Blattodea; Kalotermitidae
Product: WD repeat-containing protein 18-like
Exons: 2
Coding region: 201-1592 (463 amino acids)
Biological process (GO): rRNA processing; DNA-templated DNA replication
Cellular component (GO): nuclear pre-replicative complex
Molecular function (GO): protein binding
Source: RefSeq, a predicted model, not a curated record
UUGGAGUGAAGGUGGGUUGAUUGUAUUAACUUUUGUUCGCAUUGGUUAGGGGAAGAAGUUGUGUUUGCGAUAUUAGGGGUACCGUGGUUUGGUUUAUAGUGGCUUCAAUGGAAUCACUGUUGGAGGACCCCUUUUAAGUUGGAUACCCAUAACAGUGCAACAUUUUGAUUAACAGCAAUUCCGAAGGUUUAUUUAGGAAGAUGAGUAAUGUGGUUGAAGUUGUAGUAACAAGUGAGGGUUCUGGACAGCUUUGGAAUGCCUGUGUGUGGGAUCCACGUGUAGGAUCUCCCUUGAUGACAUACAGAGGUGGUGGAGUGGCUGCACCACAUUCGUUAUGUUUACUGGGAAAGGAUUAUUUGAUAAUAAGUGAUCAUACAAAGCCAGUGCUACAUGCAUGGCAACUUAACAGCCAACAACCAGUUCUGGCAAAAGGUGUACGAUUAGUGUGUCCUGGAUGUGUCACUUCAGUGGCUGUUUCUCCUGAUGGUUGUUAUUGUGUGACUGCAGUUGCUGAGAAGCUGCAUGUGUGGCAGAUAGCUUCAGGUCGUCAUCUUGCAGUGGCUGUACGCCACUUUCAGUCAAUAAGUUGUGUUCGUUUUACUGAUGAUGGUUCACACUUUGUGUCAGGUGGAGAAGACGGACUUGUACUUGUUUGGUCACUAGCUUAUUUAGUAUCAAAUAAUGCAGGUGAAAUGAUUUCAGGUCAAAAUGAACCUCGCCAUGUGUUCGCAGACCAUUCUCUGCCAGUGCGAGACUUAUAUGUGGGGCCUGGUGGCAUGAGGGCACGCCUUAUUUCUGUAUCAAUGGAUAGAACUUGCAAAUUGUAUGAUUUGGCUUCGGGAAAUCUUCUUUUGUCUGUUGUAUAUGAUUGUCUUUUGUCAGCAGUAACAAUGGAUACCACUGAGAUAGAAGUAUUUGUAGGUGGUAGUGACAGUAAUAUCUACCAGUUUGGAUUACAUUCCCCACCACGUAUGCAAGAAUAUCAUCUCUCAAAAGAAGAGAAGUCUAAAAAGUUUGCAGGGCAUACCAAGGCAGUGACAUGUUUAUCUGCAUCUGUUGAUGGUGUCACAUUGCUGUCUGGCUCGUUGGAUAGUGAAGUAAUGUUGUGGCAUAUUCCAAGCAGGCAGUGCAUGAAGGUUUUACAUCAUAAGGGUCCUGUCACAAAUGCAUUCUUCACCCUUGCACCAAAAUGCAUUUUCUCAGAAGAAAUGAAACCUACUCUUGUGUUACGUAGUUUUCAGAAGAGUUCAGAUCUAAAUGAAGAAGGAACUGUGGCAGUAAGUAUCCAGAUGACCCAGGAUAAGUGGUAUGGAGUUGAUGAUUAUUAUUAUUAUGAUAGUAAAUCUGACCACAUGGCUGUAACCUCCAGUACUACUGAAGACAGUGGAUUAAAGGAACAAAUUAUUUCACUGAAAAAGAUUAAUUCUGACCUCUAUGGGUUUGCACUAGAGAAGAUUCUGCAACCGUUUAGCAGUAACCAAACUGAGGAUGUGAAAAGUAACAGAUCAAAUUCAACCCAACCUGCAGCUUCAAAAUCACUAAUGAAGGCUCAGAAGUUGAAGAAAAAGAAGUCUAAGAAGUUGAAUAACUAAUACAGUCCUUGUUUACAGGUUUUGUAGACCUUGAGUACUUGAAUAUCCUACAUGAUUGAGGAGUAUCCCAGUCUACUGAGUACGGUUUCUUUGCUUGUAUCUGGCUACAAUUUGAACUCAGGCCACGGUGUAACCUGCUACAUGUAAUACAGAAUUCAUUGAAUUUUGUUAAAAUACAUGGGUAUUGAAACAUUACUUGUUUAAAUAAACACAUUUAUGCUUCUAUUUA